GCCGGCGCAAUGUGGCCUGGAGUACUACCGUUACUGGUGUUACUAGCGGUCCUGCUGCAUCCAUCGAGAUGUACGCGUGAGAUAAAGGUGAACUUUCGGGAGAAGGAGAAGCAGGUGCUCGACAACAUCCUAGGACCAGGCCGGUACGAUGCGCGCAUCCGACCGAGCGGGGAGAACGGAACAGAUGGGCCGGCCAUUGUCCGGGUAAACCUGUUUGUGCGAAGCAUUGCGACAAUUAGUGACAUCAAGAUGGAAUACUCCGUACAAUUAACAUUUCGGGAACAAUGGUUGGAUGAGAGAUUACGAUUUGAUGACUUCGGAGGUAGACUUAAAUAUUUAACUCUGACGGAGGCCAGCCGCGUCUGGAUGCCGGAUCUGUUCUUCUCGAACGAGAAGGAGGGUCAUUUCCACAACAUCAUCAUGCCCAACGUAUACAUACGAAUUUUCCCGAAUGGCUCGGUUCUCUACAGCAUACGGAUAUCCUUGACGCUCUCGUGUCCCAUGAAUUUGAAACUGUAUCCCCUGGACCGACAAGUUUGCUCACUUCGUAUGGCCAGCUACGGAUGGACGACGAACGAUCUGGUCUUUCUCUGGAAGGAAGGCGAUCCCGUUCAAGUGGUCAAGAACUUACAUCUACCCAGGUUCACCCUCGAGAAAUUCCUCACGGACUAUUGCAAUAGCAAGACAAACACCGGAGAAUACAGUUGUUUGAAAGUGGACCUGCUGUUCAAGAGGGAAUUCAGUUACUAUCUCAUCCAAAUCUACAUCCCGUGCUGCAUGCUCGUUAUCGUGUCCUGGGUGUCUUUCUGGCUGGAUCAGAGCGCCGUGCCUGCCCGGGUGUCGCUAGGCGUUACGACACUGCUGACGAUGGCCACGCAGACAUCGGGGAUAAAUGCCUCACUGCCACCGGUCUCCUACACGAAAGCUAUCGACGUCUGGACGGGAGUGUGCUUGACCUUUGUGUUCGGUGCACUACUCGAAUUCGCGCUGGUCAACUACGCGUCGCGUAGCGACAUGCAUAGCGACAACAUAAAAAAGCAGUUCCCGAGCGAGAUAGAGCACUCGUCGUCGAUCGAUCCAUCCUCGGAGCUACUCGAGCCGGACGGAUCCGCCAACUUCGCUAUGCAGACUCGUCAUAUCGGCGGCAAUCCGUCAAUGUCGCAGCAUCAUUCGCUGCCGCGUACGUAUCAACAGGACCAUCAGCAGCAGCAGAAGCAACAACAACAGCAACAGCAGCACCACCAUCAUCAUCCGCUGCAUCGUCAUCAGCAUCAGCGUUAUCAUCCGAAUCGUUCGCCGUCGCCGUCUUUCUCGCUACUGAACGACGAAGACUGCGUCGCUGGCCGAUGCUCGCCCAUGAGGCCACCGCGACACCAUUCGCGCAGAAGCUCGGCGAGAUCGUCACCGUCGCCAUCGCGAUGGCCCUCGCCGGCCUCCUCGGCGUCACCCUUGGGCACACCGUCGCGCACCAUGUCGCGCGCCGCGACACCCUCGCCGCCGAUCGCGACAGCGAUCUCGUCCGCGGCACCGCUGCCCACAUCGACGACGGUACCGUCGCAAACGUACUGCUGGAACCUGGGACGAAAAUUGUUCACCUGUCGUGCCCAAGGCAGCGCGAGAAUCGACAUCUUUGCGCGCGUUGCCUUUCCCCUCAUGUUCAUCCUUUUCAACUUCGCGUACUGGUCUAUCUAUCUGUUUCGCGGCGACGACAACGUGGGCACAGAUAAAUGAGAACGGAGAGGAAAGCGUAUACGGAAUCAGAAUCACCUGUACGAAGUCGAGCCAAGUGCAAAUCCGUCAAGUCGGAGAGGAAAUGCCCUCGAAGAAAUGCCGAAGCGAGCAAGCUUUAUGCAGAAACUCCGAUCGAUAAGAUAAUACGUGAACAUCAUCAAAUCAUCACGUUUACUUGACGAGAACCGACCGGAGGCACUUCGAUGAGAAAAUUCCUCCACUGCCUGCGCCCGAAACGGGAAUAUUCCAGUACGAGGAUCAUCCACAAGACGCAACGAGGACGUUAGCAACGUUCGGUAGAACCAUCUCGUGACGGUGGGUAAAAUGAUGAGGACGAUGAAAUGCGAUGAGUACCUUAGAUGCGUACCACACCUUACACAUAUACAAACAUGCGCAUACAUGCAUAACAUGCACACCGUACCUCAUGACCCGCUCGGAAGACCGCGUGCCACAGACUGAACUGAAAGCGUAGUGGGCCCUGUAUAGCCACGGCCUGUUAACAAUUAAAGAAAAAAAAAAAGCGUAAAGUUUAUAAGCAUAAUUAUGUUUACGUUGCGCAAGAUCGCGCGUCGUCAGGUCGCGAAUGCGUCCGUCGUUGCGAAAUUAACGUCGGACGGUUCGCCGGAUCUGGUAAGUGUUACCAUAAGACGGGGUAACAGUAGCAUAACAGUGCGACACGUCGAGACAACUCGGUUCGCUUCGACUUCCAUGCGGAAUGACAAUCGCAUCGAUAAACGUGCGAGAGUUAAGAGCGGCGUGCUCGUAUUAUUUUGUCGUUGUUCCACGAAGAAAACGACACCGGCAUUGGCUUGCUGUGUCGCAUGUUACCCCUUCUUAAGGCUGCAUCAGAUGCACACGAGGAUCGACCGCGGGAUGUUCGACGCUGAAAAAAGGAUAUUGGGAAUAUUAAGUAUUUAGAAAAGUGCCGAACAUUCCGAUGAAUCUUCUGGUGUAUACAAAAUCUGUUAGUAUGAGCUGACAGGUUUAUCAAUCCUAGCGGUACCAAAUGACGCGGAGUCUCCGGAAUCUGUAUUUGAGUUAUCGUAUUUUUCUAUUUAUCCCAUAUAAUUUAAAAGGAAGAUGUGAAGAAAUAGCUAUCGCAAAAUGUAACAAUCAAGAGAAAUUUACAAUUGUAAUUUAAUUAUGCCAAUGGAGAAGCUAUCCCCUCGUCAUGGAUAAUGUACAAGAUGUUUUGGUAUCGCUAGGCUUAAUCCUUAUCCGGGCAAUUUCGUCUUUAUUAUCUUAAAGAAAAAGGACUAAUGCUCGUAGAAGGGAUUAUUCGACGUAAGUUAUUGGCGAACGAAGAUUCAAAAUAUUUUAGACAAAUUUAGAAUGAACAAAGAAGAUACAUCCGGUUUACCUGGAGGAUAAUCUAAAGCCCGGAUGAAGAUUAACAGACGCAGACGCGAGUGCGAGCCGCGAGAGCGGUCGCGGACUCGCGAUACGAAGUAUCGGCGAAGCGGUCGCGUCGCAUGAAAAACCGCGUACAACGUAUUUCUUGUUUCCGCCGCCCCGGGUCAACGUUCGCCCGGGAGAGGAAAUCCCGACUCGGGGACGCGACCCCCGGGGCUCUCCCACGUAUAUUGCUCAUAAGAGAUCGGCGACGCCGCGCGCGGAAAUCUUACCCGUCGACCUGUCUGUCGAGGAGCUGCGGUGUCGUCGACCUCGCGGAUGGAACGAGGAGACGACGAAGACACGCAGAACGUGCUCACAUAGAAAAAGAAAAGAAAAAAAAAAGAAGAAAAAGGAAAAAAAUGAAAAAAAAAGGGAAAAAGAGAGAGAAAGCGGUGCGGACGAUUGAUAUUUUUUGAAACACACGACGGGAGACGCUACCCUCAAGCGAGAGACGACAUAGCGCGUUUGCCGGCGUCGACGACAGCGAACCUCGACGAGAGCGCACCACCGACUCCGCGUCCGGUGGUGAUAACGGAAGAGCAGGGGCUGCGCGAUUGGACGCCUCCGCACUCCACACACGACCGAGAUGAAAAGUGAAAUGUCGCGCCUCCGCAUUCUCGAAUCCGGGAAAUGAUCAUCAUUCGGAGGAUGUAACUACCGGGGGCCUCCGACGAAUGGGGCGAGUUUCGUAGCGCGACGUGUUCGAUCGCAUCUCCCCCCCGUUCUUCUUCCCCGUUUGUUGUAUCUUCCUUUUAUUCCGUGCAACCGUAGCGCGUGCGUAAGAAACGAAUCUCGCGGGUUUGGCAAACGGCCCGCGAGUCAUCGGCAGGUAUCUCUCGCCUCCGUAGGACCGCGUGUUGUAUCUAGGAAAUAGACGGAUAAAUGAUUUCUCCUUUCUAAAAAAAAAAAAUUACAGUUGAGAGUCACAGUCUGUCAGAUCGAAGCUGAUCAAGCUCGAUCGCGUCGUUCCGAGAAUUCGUCUUUAGCGAAAAUCCGUUCCCGGAUACAACAAGCCUUUCCUGGUUCCGCGAAGCGCGAUUGGAACGAAACGCGUCCUCACGAAAGCUAUUAUUCGUCGUAAAUGCAAAUAUAAAUGUCAUUCAGUGGUGA
Molecule: messenger RNA, 4236 nt
Organism: Pogonomyrmex barbatus (red harvester ant)
Lineage: Eukaryota; Metazoa; Arthropoda; Insecta; Hymenoptera; Formicidae
Gene: GluClalpha
Product: glycine receptor alpha 1
Biological process (GO): monoatomic ion transmembrane transport
Cellular component (GO): membrane
Molecular function (GO): transmembrane signaling receptor activity; extracellular ligand-gated monoatomic ion channel activity
Source: RefSeq, a predicted model, not a curated record